AACGACACACACAAGGCGAUACAGUACGCCUCCGAUCACCGGCGAUGCUGUGUACUUAGCAGCCGGGAUAAAAUCGCGCCAAUACGCAAUGACAAACGUUCGCGCACAGUGAAAAGUUUUACGCAUACAUAUUUUGAAAAUCCCUCCGUUUUUAGAGGCGCAUGCGCUCGGUCGCCGCUGUGAUUGGUCGGGGAAAGGAACACACAGACAACAUGAGUGGAACGAAACACAGUGCCAGUCGUUCGUCGUGCAACAGCAAAGGGAGCAUGAUUGUGGUGUCAAACAGAUUGCCUUUUAUUUUGAAGAGAAAUGAGAAGACCGGCGAUUUGGAGAGAAAAGCCAGCGCCGGUGGGCUGGUCACUGCGGUGGCGCCGGUGGUCAUCCGCGGCGGGGGCAUCUGGGUGGGCUGGCCGGGCAUCCAUCUAGAGGACCCCAACGAGAAGAUCCCCGAGUCAGACCCGAAGGACAAGGCGCCUACGGCCGGAUUGCUCUCUAAAAAGAUAGUGCCCAUCCGCGCGGAACCUAUGCUCUUCGAUAGCUAUUACAAUGGUUGCUGCAAUGGCACCUUUUGGCCUCUCUUCCACUCCAUGCCCGAUCGGGCCACUUUCAUCGCCGACCACUGGAGGGCGUACAUCAAGAUCAACGAGGAGUUCGCAGAGAAAACCGUCCACGCUCUUAGGUUGUUGAGAGACAGCAAAGAAAAGAAUGGCGGAUCACCACCUAUUGUUUGGGUGCACGAUUACCAUCUCAUGUUAGCCGCUAACUGGAUCAGACAGAAAGUAGAAGAAGAAGACAUAAAAUGCAAACUCGCUUUCUUCUUACACAUUCCAUUCCCACCGUGGGACAUUUUCAGACUUUUCCCAUGGUCUGAUGAAGUUUUACAGGGCAUCCUUGGUUGCGAUAUGGUCGGCUUCCACAUAACGGAUUACUGCUUGAACUUCAUUGACUGCUGCCAAAGAAACUUGGGUUGUCGUGUUGACAGAAAAAAUCUUCUAGUCGAGUUGGGCGGUCGCACCAUUUGCGUGAGGCCUUUACCAAUAGGGGUACCUUUUGAUAGAUUUGUGCAAUUGGCACAAAACGCGAAGCCAGUGCUCUCUACAAACCAAAAAGUGAUAUUAGGUGUUGACAGAUUAGAUUAUACAAAAGGCUUAGUACACAGAUUGAAAGCCUUCGAAAGAUUACUCGAAAAAUACCCAGAACACAUAGAGGAAGUGGUCUUGCUCCAAAUAUCUGUACCCUCGCGGACAGAUGUAAAAGAAUACCAAGAUUUGAAGGAGGAGAUGGAUCAGUUAGUUGGAAGAAUAAAUGGGAGGUUUACUACUCCGAAUUGGUCUCCUAUUAGGUAUAUUUAUGGCUGCGUUGGGCAAGAUGAGCUAGCUGCCUUCUACCGCGAUGCUGCCGUGGCCCUCGUCACUCCCCUGCGUGACGGCAUGAAUCUAGUCGCCAAAGAAUUUGUAGCUUGCCAAAUCAACAUGCCGCCCGGAGUCCUCAUAGUGUCUCCCUUCGCUGGGGCGGGAGAGAUGAUGCACGAAGCCCUAAUAUGCAAUCCGUACGAGCUCGAUGACGCCGCUGAGGUUAUUCACAGAGCCUUAAUAAUGCCCGAAGAUGAGAGGACAGUCCGAAUGAACCACUUACGACGGAGGGAACAGCUGAAUGACGUGGACAGCUGGAUGAAGGCGUUCCUCAAGGCCAUGGACUCGCUCGAGGAAGAGGCUGAUGACAUCGGCGCCACUUCCAUCCCACCAGUGACUAUUGAUGACUUCGACGAGUAUCUUUCGAAGUACAUCGGCUACACGCAAAAGCUAGCUCUACUGCUAGACUACGACGGAACCCUGGCUCCGAUCGCCCCCCACCCGGACCUUGCCACUCUGCCCCUGGAGACCAAGCACACGCUGCAGAGGCUGUCCAACAUGUCAGAUGUCUACAUCGCCAUCGUCUCCGGAAGAAAUGUCGACAAUGUCAAGAAUAUGGUCGGCAUCGAGGGCAUCACGUACGCCGGCAACCACGGGCUGGAGAUCCUGCACCCAGACGGCAGCAAAUUUGUGCACCCCAUGCCCAUGGAGUGCCAGGACAAGGUCGUGGAGCUGCUUAAGUCGCUGCAGGAACAGGUGUGCAGAGACGGCGCAUGGGUGGAGAACAAGGGUGCUCUCCUGACGUUCCACUUCCGCGAGACUCCGCUGCCGAAACGAGCAGCGUUAGAAGCAAAGGCACGGGAACUGAUCGCCGCAGCAGGCUUCACGCCGGCGCCCGCGCAUUGUGCGCUAGAGGCACGCCCUCCCGUCGNGCCCGUCGAGUGGGACAAAGGUCGGGCGUCCAUUUACAUUCUGAGGACAGCAUUCGGUCUGGACUGGUGCGAGAGGAUCCGAGUCAUAUACGCCGGAGAUGACGUCACCGAUGAAGACGCUAUGCUGGCUCUCAAAGGUAUGGCAGCGACCUUCCGUAUCGCGUCAUCGACCAUCACGAAGACCUCAGCCGAGCGUCGGUUGUCUUCCACCGACUCAGUCCUCGCGAUGCUCAAGUGGGUGGAGCGGCAUUUCUCCCGACGCAAGCCGCGCGCCAACUCGCUGACGUACAAAAGCGCGCGAAAAGCCAGAGACACGCUUCAAAUGCAAAUGUCCUACCACCUCCCCUCUAUGUCGCCUAAGUCCUCUCCCCCCACGACCCCGGACAAGGCAUCCAGCGGUUCAGAAUCCAGCUAAGCUGACGGAACAACAAUAAUUAUAAUUUACUUAAUUUAACUUUUUAUAGGGUUGUCCCAAUUUUAGCGCUGCGUACAGGUUAUAACCUUUUUUUAGCAGUUUGCGAAGUGAUGAUGGGAAAUGAAAUGAAUGAGCUUGCUCAGGUGGAGAAUAAACACUAUGAACUGGUGACUUUAGGUCGUAUGAAUUGGGGAGCACAGACGCAAACAAGUAAAAACCCUAUGAUUGUGCGCAUUAAAAAUGGUACAGCAUAGAAAUUUUUGAAAAGAAAAAUCUUACACAUUAUGUUGUGUUUUUUAUAAAUGGACAAUCCUAUAUUCGGAUGCCAUUCCAAUAAGUUUCCAGCGCUUUGAGUUCAACGAUGCAGCUGUUUAGUUAAAUGUUAUUAAUAUUAUUUAUAAAUUUAGCAAUUAUUUCUUCACAAAAAUGUUAUUACAACAUAUUUAUACGCAGUCGGUAACUAUAAGCAUACCUAAACUGAAAUAUUCAAUGCAAUUUGUAAUUCACAUUUAAUAUACCUUAAAACGUAAAAAUAAGUAUACAAUAUACACAUUUGUAAAACUUCUUAUCCUAUCUUAUAUCAAUUAGGUACGUAGUAGUCUGUAUGAAAUAUCUGAACUGAAUGUGAGCUAUGAUAGGUAUAUUUUAGAACCAAUCCUUUUCUAAAUGUCUAUAAUUAUAUUAGUUAAGUACUUACAUGAAAACAUAUGCGUUUGUACGCCGUAUAGCAGAUACAUCUGUAUAAUGCACUCAUAGGUAUAGGAUUGCUAUGUGAUAAAGUAGUGAUAUGGUAGUUACUGUUGAAUGUAGCAUUACACAUACUAUUGCACUAUUAUAACCGGUCGUAGCGCAUGUAAUUUACUGUAAAAGCACAAAUAUACUACGUAAUGCAAUACUGUUCUAGCAUAGCUUAGAUUUAAUUUUAUGGUUAAACCGAAAUUUUGUUAAGGUAGUUAUUACCGUAAGAGAUUCUGGCUAUCGAAUAAUUUUGUGCUUUUCAAGUUUUUGUUGUGACUAUGAUUAGUAUGUGCUAUGCAGAGCCAAAAUUAAUUUAUGAAUUUAAGUUGUAAAUAUUAUUUAGUGAAUGGGAUGAUUGUGAAUGUUUUAAGUACUAAUGCCGGAUUUGUAAUUAAAGUAGACUUUUUUAUAAUUUAAUUUUAGCCAAAUGUCAUUUCGGUUUCUCUGAAUUGUUCCUAUUAGUAGUUGCCUGCAAGUCCUGCAACUGAUUCGAAUUUGACAUAUACAUUUGACGCUUUAGUUUAGACGAAAAUUAAACCGGGUCAUUCUCACAUUAGUGUACCUGC
Molecule: messenger RNA, 4003 nt
Organism: Ostrinia furnacalis (Asian corn borer)
Lineage: Eukaryota; Metazoa; Arthropoda; Insecta; Lepidoptera; Crambidae
Gene: Tps1
Product: Trehalose-6-phosphate synthase 1
Exons: 12
Coding region: 162-2699 (845 amino acids)
Biological process (GO): trehalose biosynthetic process
Cellular component (GO): cytosol
Molecular function (GO): alpha,alpha-trehalose-phosphate synthase (UDP-forming) activity; trehalose-phosphatase activity
Source: RefSeq, a predicted model, not a curated record